This is a messenger RNA of Paramuricea clavata, 1122 nucleotides long. The record is from the annotation of a GenBank genome assembly. Lineage: Eukaryota; Metazoa; Cnidaria; Anthozoa; Malacalcyonacea; Plexauridae.
AUGUUCCGCGAACCAGGACAAAUGGAGGAGAUUCACGAAGCUCAUUUUUAUCAUGAAGAACCGUUGUCGACUCAAGUUCACUCGCCGCUUAUAUACGAGAAAGGGAAUUUCCAUCUCAACCUACAUACAGAUAUACAUCAUAACCCGAGAAUGGAGCAAAUACGAAGGAACAAUAUUACCACAGAGAUACAUUCUCCCGAUUUUGGAAUAUUAAAACUGGCCUCGCCCGAUCUUGAGAAAAUGUUAUUGGCUUUUCAAUCGGGGAAUAACGAUAGCCCAUCCACAACACAUGUUAGUAAUAAUACAACCGUAAUUUCGAACGAACAACUCAAUGUUACAAAAGGCCUACCCGAGGUCUUACAAGAACUACAUGAUCGGCAGGAAAGCAAUGAACUUAAAACUAUUAUACCUCAGAUGAACACGGGUGGUUAUGUCGAUGAAACGGUUGGCGGAACUGAUCAAUUAUAUUUAACGACGGACGCCAAUGGAGUAAUCACAGUUGCAAGUACGCGAGAUAAAUUUCCUAACGUACAGAACUCCUAUUGCGGGAUUCCAACAGAAAAUAAUACAGAAAAACAAUUAAACCAGACUUAUGUAUUACCGAGUUACCCAAAUAACAAUUUGUUACCUAAUACAACCGCGCAACUCUACACGACUCCGUUACGGCACCCUACGGAGGAUCACGAAGCGGUGAAUCAAUUGCGCGCGCUCACGGCGUACAAUAACGUUCUCGCAACAAAUUCCGCGUUUCCCUCGCAAGUUUUUAAACUAGACGGUUCGUCAAUUUUUGGCGAUAAUUCGUCCUUACAACCCAUCGACCUUGAAAUGCAGGAAAUGGUGAAACGGGAGAGGAAAAAACAGCGAAACAGAGUCGCUUCUUCCAAAUGUCGGAAAAGAAAACUCGAAAAAGAAGCGGUUCUCGAAACGACAGUAAAGGAUUUACGAGCGAGGAACGUCGAGCUUAGCACUUUGGCAAAUGCGUUGAAGCAACAAAUUUGUGACCUGAAACAGAAGGUUAUGGAUCACGUGACAGAAGGUUGUCCAAUGACGUUGCACAACGUGGAGGACCCGGAUGAACUGUACAACGAAGGAGAUUGGGGCUCAUUUUCUGAAAGAACGUAA